Messenger RNA from Electrophorus electricus (electric eel), 1738 nucleotides. RefSeq names its product EPS8 signaling adaptor L1a (gene eps8l1a). Gene Ontology annotation, biological process: positive regulation of ruffle assembly; regulation of Rho protein signal transduction; Rho protein signal transduction. Gene Ontology annotation, cellular component: ruffle membrane; vesicle; plasma membrane. The record is from RefSeq and is a predicted model, not a curated record. Gene Ontology annotation, molecular function: actin binding. Lineage: Eukaryota; Metazoa; Chordata; Actinopteri; Gymnotiformes; Gymnotidae.
CAGAAACCAGACAGGUGUUCUUGUUCGUCUAGUUUCUGUGUUUCUCUAGUAGACGUAAACAAGGACGCGAGACACACGUACACUUAAGAUGGCUACCCCCCAGGUUCUGCCCAGAAAACACUCUUUAAUUAAAGUUUUCCCUCCACAGAGCCCCAACAGAAAAGGUACCCUCGUCGUAUCUGCUAAGCGUGAUGUGGAGCUACUGAAUCACUGCUUUGCUGAUGUCGAACAACUGAUGGCUCAGCUACAGCGUGCAGCUGAAGCUCAGAAUGAACAGAAGAAAAAGAAAAGCAAGAAGAAGAAGAAGGAGUAUGACCUGAUGAUAGACAGAGAAAGUCCCCCAUCAGAGCCAGCGUUUGUGGACAUCUAUCAGAAGAUGAAAUACUCCCUUAUCCUGCUGGACCGACUAAAAAUGGCAAUAGAGCCGAGCUCAGAGGAGCUUCUGCAUCACCUGUUUGUUCCUCUGGGGCUGAUGGUAAAAGCCACAGGUGGUCCUGCACUGGGGGCAGGCGUGUCCAGUCCUGCUCUGAGCAGCGGUGCCGUCUCUCUCCUGCAGCAGAACCUCACACGUGCGGAGAAGGAGCUGUGGAGUUCCCUUGGGCCCAACUGGACAGAGCCACAGUCUGAACCACCGUCCCAUGAUAGUAAAGCAGUACCACUGUACAAACCAGUGUUUCUGGAUGGCUGGGAACCAGAGGCCUGUGACACACAUGAUCAGUCGAUACAGGACACACCUGGUUUUCCCACCCAACAGAUGGAUGAACAUGAGGACAGUGCUUCAUCAGUAAUUACAGGACAGUUGUAUUGCUGCAGUUAUGACUUUGUGGCACGAAACAGUAGUGAGCUGUCAGUUCUCCACGGUGAAACUCUACAGGUGAUAGACUCAUCUAAGCGGUGGUGGAAAUGUAGGAACACGUAUGAUGAGAUUGGGUUUGUUCCAUCUAACAUCCUGGAGCCUAUCGACCACAAAGAAACAGACUCGAGUAUAGAAAUGUACAAACUGUCCAAGAAGGCCCCUCUGUCUCCCCCGGGAGGUGGGCGGUUCUCUUACGCAGAAGCCAGUUCCUCUGGGGAAAACCACACAAAGCCCCGCCCUGUUAGCAUGCCACCAAUGGGAAAUGAUGGAGGGAGAGUAAUGCUCAUGAAUAAUGAGCUUGCGCAGAGGCUGGCCAAUGGGAGGCCAGGAUCCGUACGACCUCUAGUUAUCAACAGGGCCAGUGAGACCUCCGCCCCCCUCAACUACCAUUCUCCCCCCGCUGAAGUGCAGGACUGGCUCAGAGGCAAGGGAUUUAGUGAUGUCACGGUGAACAAUUUGGGCAUUCUUAGCGGAGCUCAGCUCUUCUCUUUGAAUAAGGAGGAGCUUUGUACGGUUUCUCCUCUAGAGGGCGCCAGAGUUUACAGCCAGAUCAUGGUUCAAAAGGCAACCCUUGAGAAAGUCAGAAAAUCAUCGGAGCUGGAGAAUGUGAUGAAGAAGCAGAAAAUGAAAGUGGAUCUGAAGGUGGAUUCGGGGGAGUUUUAAAACCACACAGAGAGAGAGAGAAAGCGAAACGCACGUGUGCAUAAAUGCAUAGCUUGAGCUAAAAUGUAUGGUCUUUUAUUAUUUCGGUACUACAUUUUCAUACUUGGCCGUGAUAGUCACAUCUUUUCCCUGAAUAUAUUGAUAAAUAAAAAGCGCUCAGUGGUUACAAUAGCUUCCUUUUGAUGCUGCUGUAUGCAAUAAAGUUAUUGUUAUGUUAAA